Eimeria maxima is the source of this 618-nucleotide messenger RNA. RefSeq lists its product as hypothetical. The record is from RefSeq and is a predicted model, not a curated record. The transcript is spliced from 3 exons. Gene Ontology annotation, molecular function: 5-diphosphoinositol pentakisphosphate 1-kinase activity; diphosphoinositol pentakisphosphate kinase activity; inositol hexakisphosphate kinase activity. Gene Ontology annotation, biological process: inositol metabolic process; inositol phosphate biosynthetic process. Gene Ontology annotation, cellular component: cytosol. Lineage: Eukaryota; Apicomplexa; Conoidasida; Eucoccidiorida; Eimeriidae. Bases 1 to 618 code for a protein of 205 amino acids.
AUGGAGCCUUCAAGCAGCAGCAGCAGCAGCAGCAACACGAGGGGAGGCCCUGAGGAAAAUGUAGUAACAACAGAGAGAGCAGCAGCAGAACCAGAAGCUGCAGCAGCAGCAACAGCAGCAACAGCAGAAAGAAAUGAUGCAGGGGGAGACAGUGUAGAUAAGGUGUCUCCAACGGGGCAUCUCCCUAGCAGCAGCAGCAGCAACAGCAGCAACAGCAGCAACAGCAGCAGCACGAGUGCAGCCCGCGAGGACAGCAGCAGCAGCAGCAGACACCUGCGGCACCUGAACUGGAUGGAGUUACCUGCAAGGGCCCCCCAGGUACCCGCGGGGCCCCGUGUGUCUUGGGCAUCUGCUGCUGCUGUUCUUGAUAGUGUUAGGAGCAGCAUUAACCCAGAUAGCAGCAGCAGCAACAGCAACAGCAGCAGCACGGGCUCGGCAACAGCACCAGCAGCAGCAGCAGGCAAUGCAGCAUCACGAGGUCCUCCACGAAUGGUUAUCGGGGUUUGCGCAAUGCGUGUUAAGACGGACAGUCGUCCUAUGCGGGAGAUUUUAGAGCGGCUUGAAGGAUUUGAGGAAUUCUCUGUUCUUGUCUUUGAUGAGAAGGUAACCAGUAAAUAA